GGAAUACAGAUUUAUUACAUCCAUACAGAUAGAUUUUCGUUUACUUAAGUCUCAAGAAAACAUGCUGAAAAAAUUUGUUUGGUUUUAUCAAUUCACACCUUAAAUCAGAAAAAAUAUACCAUAUAAAAUCAUUUGAAGCGCUUUUAUUCUGCUUGCUCUAGUUAAGCGGUCUUCAUCAUUACCCAGACACAGUGAUAUAAUUCAGGGGCUGUUUACAUAAUUUUUCCUAUCUUAAUUCGUUUGGCCCCAUUUUAAUGAUCGAAUCAAAGUCUUCUACCUCGUGAAGGUCUGUGGGGUCCCGAGCCAGGGUCACCAUGCCGCACACGUCCUAUCCCGCAUGGCAGCGGCUAGUGCGCGUGCGAGCGAUGAGGAGCUGGGCGAGACGAAAUUGACGGCUGAUCAUGGAUUCCAUCGAAUAAAACAGGAGGUGGUGUUUCCUUUGGUUUACUGCCGGGCCGUGAGCGAUAAGGAGUAUGUAGCAGGGUAUUACUUAGGAAACAACAACGAUGCUGUGAUCGGACUUGUUGAUCUGUUUUGGGUAGUUCACACGAUAGUUGCGUACCCCCAUUUCACUAACUGUAAGAAUGAAGCGAUAAACAUUCAGUGUGGAACAGUAGAUAUAAUUGAGAUUAUUAAAGACGGACACGUUAACAUCGAUAUGCUCACUCUUAGUUUUUUGUCUUCAAGUACGCGCGGCAGUCCUAGUGGCGAUGCGGAAUGGAAAGUUGAAGCUUAUACGACUGCAUUGGGCUAUUCAAGGCAUUUCAACUUCUGUCUAAAAGGAAAGGAAUACAUUGUGAUUUUUUUUACUGAGUCUGAUGAUGACGUAGUCUGUCCACGUCAAACACAAAGUUAUUUUUUAGCAAAGUGGUUUAAGAUAAAGUGAUGAAACUGAUAGAAACUCGAAAAUUAUAGAAAUCUAUUUAUAUCUUUGCAUUACUGAGAAGAAUCUGAGCCAAUUUACUUAAAAUUCCACUGUUGCUGACGUUAAUAUCCAUCAUGUUUCCUACCAAGUGAUUUAGAGAAUUUAAACGGUACGGUAAAACAGACAAUUAAGAUGAUAGUUCCAUCUGAUGACGAUGCCGAUGGGAACAAUUAGCUUUUUUUAUUUUAA
Messenger RNA from Phytomonas sp. Hart1, 1114 nucleotides. NCBI's taxonomy places the organism in Eukaryota, Euglenozoa, Kinetoplastea, Trypanosomatida, Trypanosomatidae. The record is from the annotation of a GenBank genome assembly.